AUGAGGUUGAGUGCACCGAAAGGAGAUGAUGAAGAGAAAGAUGAAAGCUUGGAAAACAAGGAAGUGAUUGAGAAGACGCUUACCCUCGUCGGCGUUUUACGGUUAGACGUUGGGUUUGUCGUCACGGUGGCUUAUGCUCUGUUUUAUAUCUGUUUGGAUAAGAAAUCUGGGUUUCUCGCGGCUCUCAUGUGUUUCGCUUGUUGGGUUGGUUCCAGUGUCCUCGCUGAUCGUUUAGGACCUUCUCUUUCCGUAAAGGAAAUUGUGGUUCUGUGCAUGGCGCGAGUAACACGGAUCAACUCUGAGAAAGGGUGGUCCGAUCCUACGUUGCUUGCUGUAAAUGUAGCAGUGAACUCCGGCGCACUGAUUGUGGUCUUACGUGUCUACCGAGUAGAACUUUCGAUUGCCGACAACACUGCUGAAGGUGUUUUUAUGUGUUUUGAUGGUGUUAUGACAAAGUUACAUAGGAUUGAAGCACAUGAGGCUGGUCAGGUAUUGGGAAACAACGGUGUUAACGCCGACUAUUCUCCAGUGCCUCUGUUCAUAUCAGAGAUGAAAGGAAAAAUCUACGCUUUCCAUGUUAGACUACCUGCAGAUAGAGCUUUGUCUUUGUUGUCUGCUAUUAACUUUCAGCUGUAUCAGGGAAAAGGUACUUCCAGUGCUACUAGCAUGCCAGCUUUCCACUCAUUAAUUCAACAGCCCGGUUUAGGUGCGAGUGGUGUUGAUAGGGGAUUCAUUUCAGGUCCUGCACUUAUUGGUGAUGUUCUGAUCAACUUCGCUGAUCCAGAUGCAGAUAUUGGAAAAGAUAAGCGUAUGUCAUUAGAUUAA
This is a messenger RNA of Eruca vesicaria subsp. sativa (arugula), 825 nucleotides long. Lineage: Eukaryota; Viridiplantae; Streptophyta; Magnoliopsida; Brassicales; Brassicaceae. The record is from the annotation of a GenBank genome assembly.